CUUGACGCAUCUUUUCAUGGCAACAUUUAGAGGCUGGUCCACGCGUCACACACUAUCACUUGUGUUACCACAUGAAGACUACGCACUUGGAGACAGAUGCGGAGACAUGAUGUGACAUUUGGCCGCGCGUAAUUUGCGCAUUUGGAUAGCGGUGCGCGCGGUGAAUGCGCCGCUCUUUGCGUGAUGAUUUGACUGUUUUCCGGACGCGCCGGAGCUGUUGGAGUGAGUCCAGGGAUGCUGCGGCUUGUCUGGCUGCCGGAGUGCCGCCGCGCAACGAGGGGCUGCGCCCUCCACAUUUGCUGAGGCUUCUGCUUCUGAUCUGCAUCACCCGCUAUGGAUCACUCCUGGGACAUUUAAGCAUCUCCUGCGGUGAUAACGGGGCUGUGGGAGCGCGCACUGUCCCUCCUCCCCAGGCUGCAACAUGGGGAACAGUUUCUCCAAUUUGGGUGCCUUCCAGUCCCUGCACAUAGUCAUGCUCGGCUUGGACUCUGCGGGUAAAACCACCGUGCUGUACCGGCUGAAAUUCAACGAGUUCGUCAACACGGUGCCCACCAUCGGCUUCAACACGGAGAGGAUCCGGCUGGGCGGCGCGGGGGCCUCCAGGGGCAUCAGCUGCCACUUCUGGGACGUCGGGGGCCAGGAGAAGCUGCGGCCCCUGUGGAAGCCCUACAGCCGCUGCACGGACGGCAUCGUGUACGUGGUGGACUCCGUGGACGCCGAGAGGCUGGAGGAGGCCCGGACCGAGCUGCACAAGAUCACCCGGUUCGCGGAGAACCAGGGGACCCCGCUGCUCGUCAUCGCCAACAAGCAGGACCUGCCCCGGGCGCUGGAUGUCGGGGAGAUAGAGAGGCAGCUGGCUCUGGCUGAGCUCAGCCCCUCCACCCCGUACCACGUCCAGCCGGCCUGCGCCAUCAUCGGAGAGGGGCUGGAUGAGGGCAUGGACAAGCUGUAUGAGAUGAUAGUGAAGAGGAGGAAGUCACUGAAGCAGAAGAAGAAGAGGCAGUGAUGGAAAUAUUAGGAGCAGAUAGAAACAAACCAUGACGCAUAGAUAUGAUUAUUGACCCCCACUGACACACUGCAAGCCUCAUAUAUGACGGGAAUAUAUUUAUAGUGAUGCUAUAAGCUAAACAAUGUCACUCUGAACUCAUUAGGGUCUGUGUGAUUGUAUGUGAAUGUUACAGAGGGACAUAAUGAAGCAGGACAGCUAUGACACAAAGUCACAAAAUAAUCAUAAGAAUCUCACAUUCCUGUGAACAUCUAUGGACAGUUUAAACCCUCUUUCCAGGCAGAUUAAAGCAGCGAGUCCCUGAUGUAGCAUUAUUAAUAGGACAGUGUCAUCAGGGACGUCCACAUUUAUAUGGAGUGUAUGGAUCCACUGGCAGAGCGCCCUGUUGCUGCCGCGUUGGUGCCGAGCACAGAUGUGAGACUGUUGUAAAUGUGGUUAGGGAUGCACUGAUGCUGUGAGGUGGUGUCACACCAAAGAUGUUUCCCUCUCUGUCUCUUCCACCCCGCCCCCCCGCAUUGUGUCGUUACUUACAGCCCACUGAAGGUGAUUGUUUGGGAUGAAAAUCACCAGAUAACAUGCUGGCAUUGUGCUUUUCUGCAAGCGAAUAUGUUGAAAGUUUGUUUUAUUACGUGUCAGCAGCGCUGUGUCAAAGUGUGUGACCAAAAAACCCUUGGUGAGAAAAGAUAAUGUCUGGCUCAAAAUACCCAGUUUAGGGGCCACAAUCCUGGCUGGAAAUGCAGCCAUGUCGGGGCAUUGUCACAGAUGCAGCACAUGCAGCAAUGUUUCCUUAAAAAUCAACCUCUUUUCGUGGCCCUAUCCCCGGCUGGAAAUGCAGCCAUGUCGCGGUAAAAACGAACCACUUUUCAAAGCAAGAAAUGCAUCGAUAUGAUGGUGAAAAACAGCCACUUUUUGGGGCACUAUCCCGGCUGAAAUGCAGCGAUGUCUUGGUCAAAAAAAAUGUUUAUCCCAGCAGGAAAUGCAGUGAUAUCCCAGUAAAAAACAACCGCUUUUUGAGGCGCUAUCCUGGUUGGAAAUGUAGUUAUGUCUUCGUAAAAGAAAUGCUUGUCAUGGCACUAUCCCCGGUGGAAAUACAGCAUUGUGUCUUUAAAAAAACAACUGCUUUUCAUGACGCUAUCCUGGCAGGAAAUGCAGUGAUAUCUUAGCAAAAAUCAACCUCUUUUCGAGGCACUAUCCCAGCUUGAAACACAGCCAUGUCGCGGUAAAAACAAACCAUUUUUCAAAGCACUAUCUCCUGCAAGAAAUGCAUCAAUAUGACGGUAAAAAACAGCAACUUUUUGGGGCACUAUCCCGGCUGAAACACAGCGACGUCCUGGUAAAAAAACAACAGCUUCUGGGGCACUAUCCCAGCAGGAAAUGCAGUGAUAUCCCAGGAAAAAAACAAGCGCUUUUUGGGGCGCAAUCCUAGUUGAAAAUGUAGCAGUGUGUCCGUAAAAAAACAACUGCUUUUUGUGACGCUAUCCUGGCAGGAAAUGCAGCAGUGUACUGGUAAAAAUCAACCACAUUUCAAGCAUUAUCUCUGACAGGAAAUGCAGCGAUAUCUUGGCAAAAACAAGCACUUUUCAUGGCACUAACUCCAGCAGGAAAUGCAGUAAUAUCUCAGUAAAAAAAACAAGCGCUUUUUGGGGCACUAUCCUGGUUGGAAAUGUUGCGAUGUCUUAGUAAAAAAAAAAAAAAAGCUUUUCGGCACACUAUGUCCAGUCUCGGUAGAGAACAAGCACUUUUCAUGGCGUUAUCCUGCCAAGAAACGCAGUGAUAUCCCAGUAAAAAAUCAAACACUUUUUGGGGCACCAUAAGAGCAGGAAAUGCAGCAAUGUUUCCUUAAAAAUCAACUUUCCCAGUUGGAAAUGUAGCAGUGUCUUAGUAAAAAAAAUGCUUUUCAGGGCAGUAUAUGCGGUGGAAACACAGCAUCAUGACUUUAAAAACUACCGCUUUUCAUGGCACAAUCACAGCAGGAAAUGCAGCGAUAUCUCAGUAAAAAACAAACACUUUUCGAAGCACUUUCCCUGACAGGAAACGCAGCAAUAUUUCUUCAAAAAUCAGCCACUUUUUGGGGCACUAUCUCCGCCAAGAAAUGUAUCGAUAUCUUUGUAAAAAAAACAGCCACUCAUUAGGGCUCUAUCCCGGCUGAAACACAGCGAUGUUUUGGUAAAAAUCAACUGCUUUUCCCCGGGGGAGACACAGCUGCAGGUUGCUUAAACAAACACCCACAUUUGGUGGCUAAAAACCAGCUGGAAGCCCGAGCUAUGACUCGCUUCAACACAACCGGUUUUGUUGUUUGCUCGUCUUGAACAGCGGUCUGCAGCUUGGCAGGUGUCUUGCGUAAGUGUUACUCCAUCCUCCGCCAAAUGUGACGUAUCCAUGCUUUGCAGAACCGUACAAUGCCAACACUUUAUUCUGGAGGGUUUAAAUAGUCAGGUGUUAAUACGGUCACUGAAGUCUUGACGUUAUAGGAAUAUGUUUUCAGAAUCAAACUUGAAAAGCUGAUGGUUCAUGGUCGAUAAAAAGGGCUCUAUGUUCGUUGCUGACAGGUUGAGACAAUGAUAAGCUACAUUAUAAGAUUAUUUUAUGUUGCAUUUGAUGUAAAUAUGUGUGGCACCAACACUAAAGAUCGAAACUAUACAUUUGAAAAAGAAAUUUGCAACUAAGAUGAUGAAAUUCACCCGUUGACCCUUUGCUUACUUUGCACUUUGAGACAGUGUCUUGCCCAGAGAAACCUCCUGUCACAUCUCCCCCUGCAAGCCAUAUUGGAGGUCUGAUGUUGUGUCGUCUGACUGUUCACUUCUGAUCUACAACAAGCUUUACAAGCACAUGUAGCGCUCUGUUUUCAACCUGGGUGCAGCGUCGCCACGUUUCUUCCAAGAACAGUAACGACUAGUUGCGUACUGAGUUGCCGGUAUUUGCUACAUUCCGCGUGACCGAGCAUCAUGAUCAGAUUGUCUUUUUUCUCAUGGUUGUUUUAUAUAAUUCUUUGUGCCAUUUUGUAGUUACAUCUCAUCAGAAGUUCUCCAAACUAACGUCAAAGUUCCAUGAGUGUUUUUCCCCGGCAGCUCACGCCAAAACACGACACAUCGUUAUGAUUUUGGGUCCAAGAACUGGAGACAAAAUCAGCUUCUGUUUCACUUCAGUCCCAAAUAAUUCCUAGUUUUGUUAUUAUCCGUUCCUCGGAGUUGUUGAGAAAGAGUCCUGAGUGCAUCCCACGUAGUGUCGACCUGCUGGCAGUGACGAGGAGCGAAGUGUCUUCCUGUAACGAUGAAACAGACCAACGGGCUGGAACCUGUUCUGCUGCUCCUCACAAUGACUUUUCCUCUUACUGAAUGAUAUUUAAUCAUCAAGUUUCCCUUUGGUUGAUUGAUUGUGUGUGUGUGGGGGGAAACGUUCCACCCAGGUGAUUGACAGCUUGCAGAAUAGUGCGUAAGAAACCACAGAACAUAGCAUUUUGUCUUAACUGACAGGACUGUUGAAUGUCUCACACGGACUAUUGUCUAAUGCCGCGUUCACGUCAAGGAACAGGGUUUUGUUGCUGCAGCUCAGCGUCCACACGUAACAGAUUUUAAAUGAUAAACUGCAGCAUGUUUGUCUUUGUUUUCUUCAAGUACAGUUGAUUGUGUUUUAAGUUGAAUUUGAUCAUUCAGUAUCUUGGAAUGCUACAAUAACGCCCAUAUAUAAUGCCAAUAUAUCACAUAUAUAAUAACCACAAGCGGGCAGACAUGAAUGUUUUUUUCCGCAGUCCAAACAGACAUCAGUCGGACGUGAACGUGGCAUCCUUUCCCCUGCAGUAAUCAGUCGAGCUGUGUUCAACAUUGCAUGACAGCCACGACUUCAGACAAUGUAAAUUAUACAGUGUAGUGUUACAGCCAAGAUACAGCAAGACCAAACAAUGUGUUACAUGCCAAAAUGGAGGAGAAAAAAAGUAAAGUA
Epinephelus fuscoguttatus (brown-marbled grouper) is the source of this 4945-nucleotide messenger RNA. RefSeq names its product ADP-ribosylation factor-like 4Ca (gene arl4ca). The transcript has a single exon. Gene Ontology annotation, cellular component: cytoplasm. Gene Ontology annotation, molecular function: GTP binding; GTPase activity. Gene Ontology annotation, biological process: endocytic recycling; intracellular protein transport. The record is from RefSeq and is a predicted model, not a curated record. NCBI's taxonomy places the organism in Eukaryota, Metazoa, Chordata, Actinopteri, Perciformes, Serranidae. Bases 422 to 1006 code for a protein of 194 amino acids.